Vespula pensylvanica (western yellowjacket) is the source of this 2293-nucleotide messenger RNA. RefSeq lists its product as uncharacterized. The record is from RefSeq and is a predicted model, not a curated record. Gene Ontology annotation, cellular component: cilium; ciliary basal body. Gene Ontology annotation, molecular function: microtubule binding. NCBI's taxonomy places the organism in Eukaryota, Metazoa, Arthropoda, Insecta, Hymenoptera, Vespidae.
AUCGCUCAAUCUAAACAAGGAACAACAAUAGAUUAAGCAUGCGUCAAUUUUGUUUCGUACUCUGAGCAUGAUACAUCGAGAUACUCUCUUUCUAUAUUGCUACAUUUAAUCAUCUUAUAGAAUCGAUGAUUUAAUAAUUAUUUAUACAAUGUACAAUGUAUUCGUAGUACGAUGUAUUACGUCGUAGUACAGAGAAGUAUUAUUUUGAAUAUAGAUUUGUAUUUUUGUCAGAUGUAUUACUAUUUUUAUUACACAUAUGAAAACAUAGUAAUUUCUCAAUUGUACUUUUAGUUCAUUUUUUGUCCAUACCUAUCGCUGAAGUCAUAUACGCUAUGUGCCAAAGGUGGUAAACAACCUUAAUUAUUAUAUUGUUUAUAUUGUACAAAUAAUAAAUUAUUUCCAAAGUUAAAUAUUGGAAUUAAAUUUAUCAUAUUUAUUACUUGAACAAAAAUUUAUAUUAAAAAAUUAUAGUAAAUAGUAAUACACGAUCAUAGUAAAAAUGGUUGAUCUUGAAAAAUAUAAAGGCAAUAUAAAUUUACCAGAACGAUUGCAAUCUCCUGAUCUCAAAAAUGAUAAAAAUGAAAAAGUAGAAGGACCUGUAAUUAUUAAUAUGCAAAAAGCUUUCUACGAUUUAAAAAUUAAUGAAAUAAAUAAUAGAAUUCAGAGGUUACAAGAACGAAAUAACGAACUUAUAAAUAAUUGCGAAGAGACAACGUUACUUCUAAUUUCAACAGAUGCAGAAACUGCAAAGGAAAUUACUGAAUUAACACAAUAUUUAUCUAACGAAGUAUCAAAAUUAGAAGAAAAUAAGAAUACACUAAAUGUUCUAGAGGAGUCAAUAGUAAAUAACAAAAUUGCACAUAUUGACAAAGUAAAUUCUUUAAAUGAUCAAUAUGCAAGGAAACGUUUAGAAUUAAUAUCAUUAAUUAAACCAUUAAGUAAUUAUUUUCAAUAUUUUUCUAUUUUUUAUAUUUCUUUACACAAAUACGAAUACUGAAGCAACAAUAUAGAACUUUAGAAUACAUUAUUAGAUGCAAAGAUAAAUGCGUUGGAAGACUAUAGAAGGUCACAAUCAGUUCUUCAAGAAAAAUUAAAAAAUAAAAAUAAUUUUAUGCAGCAGGAGGAAGAAAAAGUAGAACAAGAAAUACAACAAAUUCAAAUGAAAUUUAAAUCUGAUAGAGAAAAGCUCAAAGAGGAUAUGUAUAAUCGUCUCCUUGACUCAGCUGGAAUUUUUCAAAUGGAAGUUUCUAAGUGUAUACAAGAACCUAUACAUAAACUUAUGAGAGAAAAUAUUAUAUUGAAUAAUUAUUUAACCGAAAUUAUGAAUGAAAGUCUUACUGAAAAAGAAGUAUUUGCAAACUCCAAAUCUAUAAAGAAAGAGCUUCUUCAAAAACAUAAAUUUAAUUAUUUAGGCACCAGAUAUAAUAUAAAAAUUUCUAAAAUUCAAAAUUAUCUUUUGAAAUCCUUAAAAGAAGUGCAUGCAGAUACAGAAAGACGUUUAAUUAAUUUCAACCUUUUAAGUCAAAAUCUACAGAAAGAUUUGGUUAAUAAAGAUCAUGUAGAAGAACAAAUGAAUAUUUCUGAGGCACGUAUGAAACAAUUGGAAAUAAUGUUGUACAGAGAGAGAAUAGAAAUUACUACCUCAAAUUAUAUACGGAAAAGGAUACAAUGUAAAAUUAAAAAAUGUAGGGAAACACUUUAUGAUGUUAAAUAUGCUGUAAUAUGCGCACUACAGAUGAAAGAUAGUGACUCUAAGUUUGCACAAAUGGAUAAAAAAUGUUUGUUGCUACAUUUACAAAAUAUUAUCACAGAAGGUCAAGCCUAUAUGUCAAAUAUUACAAUUACAUCGAUGGAAUCUAUACCGCAAUCAAGUAAUGUGUAUUUUUAUGGAGAUCUUGGAUUUGACCCGACACCUGUUGAGUUAAGAGAACCAGUUGAGAUAAUAGAAAAGGAGAUAAUUCUACCUAUCACCUCAGAAGUUUUUAGUAUAGAAGAACAACUAGAAAAAGAACCAAAAAAAGAUUUUAUAGAAGAUAAAAGUUUAGCUGUGUUUGAGGAACCAUCAGAUAAAGAAUUUAUUGAAUCUAAAUAUUCAAGUGUAGAGGAUUCAAUUUCUGAAGAAUUUGAAGCGACAGAAAUUGACAAUGAUGAAUUUUAAUGACUGAAAAUAAUAGAGAUUUAAUAUAAAAUAUAUAUUAUCAUAUAAAUACAUGAUAAAAUAAAUUUAUAUUGAAAUCACUGCUUGGAAAGUUAUAUAUAUAUAUAAUGAAGUUUAAACGUUUUUUUAUAAUAU